Serinus canaria (Common canary) is the source of this 2587-nucleotide messenger RNA. RefSeq names its product uricase-like. The coding region runs from base 132 to 1094 and encodes 320 amino acids. The transcript is spliced from 8 exons. Gene Ontology annotation, biological process: urate catabolic process; purine nucleobase catabolic process. Gene Ontology annotation, cellular component: peroxisome. Gene Ontology annotation, molecular function: urate oxidase activity. NCBI's taxonomy places the organism in Eukaryota, Metazoa, Chordata, Aves, Passeriformes, Fringillidae. The record is from RefSeq and is a predicted model, not a curated record.
UUUGUGAAGCCAACCCCUUAUGCCUAGCUCCUCCUCUGAUAUUAAGAUGACACUUUUUAUAGAGCUUCAGCUUCUAUGCUGCCAUUAUUCCUUUGUGGGAUCCGAGACCAGGAGGUGACAAAAGAGCCACCAUGAGCCAAGUGACAAUCAAGGACCUUGAAGUCCUCAACUGUGAAUAUGGCAAGAAUACAAUUAAGUUCCUUCGCCUUCAUAAAGAAGGAAAGAAACAGUUUGUUAAAGAAGUGGAAGUGUGUGCGCAUCUCCGGCUGACAUCUCCUCAGGAGUACCUGGAUGGAAACAAUUCUCUUGUGAUACCUACAGACACCAUAAAGAAUAUUGUCCUUGUGUUGGCCAAAAAAAAUGGGAUCCCAAGUUUAGAACAAUUUGCUAUAGAUAUCUGCAAUCACUUCAUGACAACAUUUUGCCAAGUGGCGUACGUCAAAGCCUACGUUCAAGAAGUACCAUGGCAACGUCUGCAUGAGGAUGGCGUUCCCCACAUCCACUCAUUCAUAUGUGUUCCUGAUGGGAUCCGCUUUUGUGAAGCUGAGCAGUGCCGGAAUGGUCCUCUGAUUGUCUUUGCUGGAAUUAAGGACCUGAAACUUAUGAAGACAACACAGUCUGGAUUUGAAGGCUUCUAUAAGAAUGAACACACCACGCUUCCUGAAAGACAUGACAGGAUUCUAUGUGGAGAGUUCUUCUGCAAAUGGUCAUAUGGCGAAUGCAAGGAUUUUGACUUUAACUGCAUAUGGAAAAAAAUCCGUGAAUGUAUCCUUGAAUCCUUUGCUGGACCACCUGACUGUGGGGAAUAUUCACCCUCUUACCAGAAAACUGUCAACUGCAUCCAGAUGCUUGUCCUUUCCAGAGUGCCACAGGUACAGGUCAUAGAAGUCGUCUUGAACAACACUUUUUAUAAUGUUGUAGACAUGAAGAAUCUAGGCUUGACCAAUGACAAAGAAGUUUUGGUUCCAGUGGAAACUCCUUAUGGCUCCUGUACUUGCACACUUGGCCGGAAGUCAUUUUUUGAAGCACAAGGCCACAUGCUGAGAGAUGAGAGGAAAUGUCAGUUUGGACUGGCAGCUGCCCAGGAAAACUAAACAUCUUGGCUCUGUGCAACCUUCCUGAUAAACUUAACAGCAUGGCUUUCCUAUCAAUGUUUACUCCUUAUUGGCCUCUUCUACUGCUGACUACUUUUCCCUCUAUGAACUCCUGAACAUGGGAUUUAUGAAGGACGCUCAGGAAAUUGGAAAUCAAAGUCUGUCCCUGACUUCCAGAGCGAUUUGCAGACUGAAGUGUCCUAAGCUCUUUGGAAAAUCCCAGCUGGAAACAUUAGGUAAAUUAAUUUUUAAACUAGCUAUUCCUAGACCUUUUAAUGAAACAAAUAAUUUGAUGCCUGUAACAUGUUUUUGACAUAUAAAAUCAGGAAAUCUCUAUAUUCUCUUUAUUAAUAUUUCUUCAGUAAAAUGAAUAUACAGGCAUAAGACCUGCUGUUUCAUUGACAUAACCUGUCAUGAUCCCUUGAUGCCACACUGAUCUACAGAGCUGAGGUUCUGAACCAGUGACUGAAUGGGGAAUCAGUCAGAAUCAGGAUUUCUUUAGGCAGAAAAUGAGGAAGGAAAAAAAAGCAUCUCUCAUAUUUCCUUUGUGGAGUAAUAGUUACAGCUGUUGACUACUUUCUCUGCAUGUAAUCUGACUGCAUGACUGCUGCUGCUACUCAUCAGACUGUAGUUACUAUAGUACCUUUACAGUAAUCACUGAGGUCAUUUGAGGGUUUAGGCUAUCUCUGUAGGUUUAAUUAAAUAGUUUUCUUUAUUCUAAUAAUCUUAUCAUGACUUCUGAGCAGGCAGGAGUCAACCUAUGUAGCCCUAUUACAUUUGGGAGGGGUAGGGAGAAAACUAGACAGAUAAUGCAUAUUCUACUUUUUAGUUACCCCAGGUGAUAUCUUUGAACGUUGAGAUAAAACAAUACAGUCAAUGACUCUCAUCUCACAAACUGUGGCUACCACAUUUGCAACAGGAAUCAUCCUGAGCUUCCAACAGCUUCUAACCCUUUCUUUCAUUUUCUCCGAGUGUCAUUUUCACAGACUCCAUGUGACAGAGUACAAAUCGAGUGGGAAGUACCCAAAGUAAAAACUGUAGUUAAGUUGCCUUUGUGCCUCCUGAGUUUGGCAGACAUGCAGCACUGCUCUGGGUACAAUCAUUAAAUUCAUAGGCACCAAAAAUGGGGGAGAUGUCCUGCUCUGUGUGAUAUUUUGAGGUGCUUUGCAAGAUAGAAACUUGCCUUGAUGAGCAGGGUGUAACAGAUGCAAGAGAAGAACAGUCCAGCAGCCUGAGCUAUCCCCUGAACAGCAGGAAAAAUGACACCACGGAGUGAGGCUGUCCCAGCUGUGAUGUUCUCUGGCCACCAGCCAAUUCUGAAAGCUUUAUUUACAAAACUUCUAGCUUUUCCUGGGGACGUUCUUGCUUACCUUCUUAGAUUGUGUUGUAUUGUACUUGCGGGUUUAUGUCUUGCUACUUCUGUCACUUCUAGGUGCUUUUAAUUUAUUAAUGUAUCUUUUAAAGGCAAAUAAAGAGCAACAUCAAAAAACAAA